CAAAAAGUGUUUCGAAUCGAUAAUAGUUUUUAUUAAAUAAAUAAAAUUACAUUUAAUAAUAAAUUCUCGCUGUGUAUUUAUGAGACCAAAAAAGUUUAUGUGUGUGCAAUGUAAUACUUUUCAUUAAGUACAGCGGCUGUAAUAAGAAUUUAAUGGAGUUUUACUGUACUAAAAAUAUCGCAACGCUUCAGCGAUUGUAUUGUCCGGAAAUGUUUUAUUUCUCCACGUAUUGUGAUAGAAUCUGUUGAAAAUGGACCUUUCCCCGGACGAGGACAACUUUCAAGGGCGCCUGUUGCAUCAGGCAGCACUAUGGGAUAACGUGGAGCUCCUCGAGGAGUUGCUAGCGGGUGGCGCGGAGGUUGACGCUCGCGACUCGCGGCAUCGUACAGCGCUGCACGCGGCUGCUCUAGCGGAAAGGAGCCGCUGUUUAGUAGCGCUUUGUGCUGCCGGUGCUGAUGUCGACGCUAGGGCUGACGACUCCGCCGGCGGAAAGACGGCGCUGCACAUAGCAUCGGAGCGCGGUCACGUGGAGAACAUACUUGCGUUACUCCGCGCCGGCGCAGACGUAGAUCUACGCGACGCUGGCGGAGACACGCCUCUAGCGCUCGCCGACAGAAACAGGCGAAGACAUGCGGCGCAAGCGUUGCGGGAACACAGGGAUGCAUUGGAACGAGAGCGCCUCACCCAGCACGGGCGGCUGCGCGAGCUGGUCUCCCGCGGCGACGUGGUCCAGCUUAAGGCAGCCCUAGCGGCACUUGGCUCCAACGCCGACCUCGUGGUCAACCUCACGCCGGGCGCUGCCAACACGCUCUUGUACACUGCAUGCGAGGCGGGUCUAACAUCUGUGGUUGGAGUGUUACUGGAGGCGGGGGCGGACGGACGUGCCCAUGCUAUCACCAAAUACGGCCCCCUCUACGUGGCCUGCUACCAGGGUCACUUGGAGAUAGCUAAGAUGCUGCUGGUGCACUUUCCAAGGGCUGUACAGCAAGAGACUGUGGAGAAAUGGCUGCCUCUCCACGCUGCCUGCAUCGGUGGCCAUGCCUCCCUCGUCACGUUGUUACUGGAGUACCCUUACCCUCAGGAUAUGCUAUAUACUUACACGUCUGCUAACGGCGAGCGUCAGUACCGCGCGGCUUUCGACAUAAACGCGCGCGACGCGAGCGGUCAGACCGCGCUGUUCGUCGCGUGCUCGCUGGCCAACAUGCCCGUCGUGAACGCACUGCUCGACCACACUGUACAGCAUGCGCCUGCGCAGAGCGAACGCCCACCAUCCGAUAGUCCUGAGCCCACGACAGCUGGCAGCGACGCCUCGAAGGCAUUAAGUCCGCAACGCUCAAUCUCGCUUGGCAUACACGCCAUCGUCAGCAAACUGACCGGUGGCAGUGGGAAUAAGCAGGACGCUGACGACUCGUCCCGCCUAUCUCCCGUGUGCGUGGACGCAGUCGUUAACGGAGAGAGCUGCGUAUCUUUAGCUGUGCGAGCGAAUAACGCGAGACUAUUGAAGCGAUUGUUGAAGGCCGGGGCUAAGGCUGAUGCCCCAGCUGCUCCACCCUUACAGCGCGGCGUCGGCGAUGGUCGUGAACUGCGUCGUCGCUCGCGCAGCGCUUCUGCGGCAGUGCAGCGCAACACCAGCGUAGACAGGUCGUGCCGUGACGGCGACGACCGGGAUGGGUGGUCGGCGUUGCGUCUAGCAGCCCGCCUUUCCUUCGUGCCUCUAGCAGAGAUGCUGCUAGACGCUGGGGCCACGGAUCCUAGCGGUCGGGCCGCUAGCGAGGCGGCAAACAAUAACCUGAAUUCCUUGCUCGCCAGGAUAUUGGCUACUAAGGCGUACCCGGACCCCGAGUACAAGUUGGACAAGUCAGCGAUAUCGGCCGCGGUUCUGAAUUCACGGGCACAAGACAACGCCUUAACUUAUAACGCUAGAUGUCCCUCCACGCCCGUCAUGAUCACAUGGAGAGAGCUGCGAUGUAAACUGCCCGCCAUCAGGAUGUCAUGGUUGCGAGGCGCUGCUAUGCACGUGAACCCUCGUCUAGUUUCUCCAGCGGGGGCUCUGCUGGCCGUCACCCGCGUGGAUGUCGCCAACAACGAGCUGAGGCAGUUGCCUCCGGAUCUUUUCACGCUGCUCUCGCUCAAAUAUCUAAAUGCGGCACAAAACAAGCUAGAGAGACUCCCCCAGGAGGGGGACCCGUUCGAGGAGGAACCGCCUAAGGGUCGUGGCAAACGGGCGCGGCCGAAAGUGUACAGCGCGCCUUCAUUACAAGAGAUUUACUUACAGGACAAUCGGCUAGAAGAGUUGCCCCCUUCGUUAUUCCUUCUUCCAUCACUCCAAACGUUGGACGUGUCCAACAAUAAGCUUCGGUCUCUUCCUUCGAGUAUGUGGCGAUCGCCUUCCUUAAAGGAUUUGUGCGCCGCCCUUAAUCAUCUGAGAGACUUGCCUUUAUAUCAGGAACCAGAAUGCUCAUCUCCCGUACCACAAUCUCCGUGUGAUGUGUCGUCUGCAAACAGCUCGGUCUGCGAACAAUCUACAGAAGCUGCAGUAUCUCAUUCGUCGUCCCGCAGUCCUUCUAUAGAGGGCGACACUUUAGAGGAUGAGGACGCACCAGUUACAAUUGCCAAUCGAGCAGAGAACACGGUGUGUACACCAGUGAAAUGCGCGCACUCGUGGCGCGGCGAGGUGGAGCCGGAGAUAUCCUCCCCCCCACCGUCGUCGACUGGUGGCAGUUGCUUGCAAGCAUUAAGUCUGGCUCACAAUCAAUUAACUUGUGUUCCGCCCGCCUUAGCCUGCCUCGCGCCUGCUUUGACGAGGCUCAACCUCGCUUAUAAUUCGCUUAGGUCGAUGUCAUACGUGACGUCAUACCCGACCGGAUUACGUCAGCUGGACCUCAGCCACAACGAGAUCACGUGCUGGCCUAGUCUUCCGCAGAUUGACACAUUCGGCUCUGUGGAGGGCGAUCCCCUGACCUGCUACUGCCCUCAAGGGGCGCGGGUGGCCCGUCCCCGGCCCCGAUCCGGGGCUUCUACGUCCACACGCAGUCUUCUACUAUCUGCCGCUUGUCCGGCGAGGAGGCAUCUCCGACUGGACGCUUUGAGGACGCUGAUCCUGUCAAACAAUUUGCUGACCAAAAUCCAACUGACGACGGACGAUGACGACGGACUCGAACCGGAGCCAAGACGAGACGACGACGAGGAAUGGGACGGUUCAGGCACCGGCCUCAGAUCUCGCCUCGUGUUCCCCCUACUGUCGAUGCUGGACGUGUCGUGCAACAUGCUGCGGCAGGUGCCGCCCGCCAUCCACGCGCUGGCCAACCUCGCCGUGCUCAACAUCAGCGGGAACAAGGAUAUAACGGACUUGCCUCCCCAAAUGGGUAUGCUAUCACGUCUCUGGAGCAUCACGGCCACAGGAUGUUCCCUUCAAGAGCCUCUACAAUCUCUCCUCAUGCCCCGCGGAGGGGGAGGCCGGUCCUCCACGUCGGCACUGCUACGCCAUCUGCAGGCGGCACUGCAUCACGCCAAACCCUAUCCGAAGAUCAAGCUGAUGCUGUGCGGGCAACAGGGCAUCGGCAAGACGAGUCUGCUGGAAUGUUUGCGCCAAGAAUCUGCAAUACACCACCGAAGGAAACCAACAGAGCAUUGGGCCAAGCGUAUGGGCAACAAGGGCAGCCGCCGCAACCUGUCCACCGUGGGCGUGGACAUCGGCGCGUGGGUCUACGAGAAGCAGAGGUCCAAGCGUGGGCCUGUGACCUUCCGCACGUGGGACUUUGGCGGGCAGCAGGAAUAUUACGCGACACACCAGUACUUCUUGUCGCGUCGCUCGCUCUACCUGGUGGUGUGGAAAGCCACCGACGGCCGACGCGGCCUCCACGCCGCCGUCACGUGGCUCAGGUCUAUACAAGCUCGCGCUCCCGGCUCGCCCGUCGUCAUGGUCGCUACACACUACGAUCAGGUCGCCAACUGCAACUUGCCGGAGAGCGAGAGUCCUGAAGCCCUGCAGCGCCUAAUCCGGUGUAACAUAAUGGGAGCCGCCGACGCCGACAAGCGGGGACUGCCCAGGGUGCUUGAUUCCAUAGAGGUAUCUUGCAGCACUCGACACAACAUCAGGUUGCUGGCUGACAUCAUAUACUCCGUGGCCUUCACCAUCAAGCUACCGGGUAGCAAAGAACCACUACUACAGCAGGCGGUAGCGGCGCAGUACUUGCAUCUGGAGGAAUGUGUGACUCAACUGGCACUCGAACCCGCGCACCCGGUGCUGCCCCACCAGCGGUACACCGCGUUGGUGUCAGCGUACUUCAGCCAGCGCGGAAUGCGCGGGUUCCGUGAUGCAGCUGAACUGCAUCAGGCCACCAUGUUUUUACACGAGAACGGAGUACUGCUGCACUAUGAUGACGCGACCCUCAAAGAGCUAUACUUCGUGAGACCGCAGUGGCUGUGCGACCUGUUAGCUCACGUAGUCACCGUGAGGGAGAUCAACCCUUUCGCCAGCAACGGUGUGAUGCGUACAGAAGACCUAUGGCACGUGUUCAAGGCGUCCCCCCUUGUCGCCGGCGGAGGGGAGGAGGCGCUAGGGCUGGCACUCUCCUUGCUAAACAAGUUCGAACUAGCCCUGGCUUGGGAUGCAAGAUUACUGCUGGUGCCAGCCCUAUUGCCGGAGCAACCGCCUGCGCAGCCUCAGCUCCACCUUCGUUCGCGCGCCUGUGGGCGGUCUUGGGCGGGAUCCGCCCCCGUACAACUCGUGCCCUCUCUGCCCAACAAUAACGACACGACAACGACACCGACCCCGGAGAUAUCGGUCCGCGGCCGCAGUAGCAGCAGUCCGCUCCGCCGCGUUCUGGUCGUGUCUUAUGUUCCGCGCGGAUUCUGGCCGCGUCUCACCGCUCGCUUACUGGCGGAUAAUACGCUGUGGACUCUGCCCGCGAGGCUGUACAACAAACCGCCCGAGCUCGAACAAGACGAAGCUGUCAGCAAAGCCCUGGAGUCAAACUGGGGCUGGACCCUCUGGUCUACCGGGGUCCGUCUGUCCAGCGGAGAUCUGACGCUGCUGCAGCUGCAUGAGGUCCCUCCGACCAGGGACCCUCUGUUACCGCUGCCGGACAACGACCAGCAACACCCAGACGGGAUCAGAUACCUGGUCCGCUCGGAAGGUUCCUGGUGUCCCCUGGACGCGUGCUCGUCUGCCCGUUUAGAGCUGAUGCUGCCCGCACACACCGCCAUACUGAGGCGGACUGGUGACAGUACUAUUGGAGGAUAUCAGAGCAUUUGUCUGGAACCGAACCCGGAGACGCUGGCGAAGGCGCUGGCCCUUGUAACCGAUCACCUGGAUCUGCUUCUCGAAGACUGGUACCCAUCACUCGGUACUAGAUUCGUCCACACAUCAGAGGGGCGGUGCCUCAUCACGCGCCUGGUGCCGUGCCCGGCGUGUCUGCGCGACGCCGAAAACGCCGAAGACGCCGGAAACAACGCCGGAAAUAAUGCUUUGUCAGUCGACCGUGCCGAACAAGCGUUACCGCUAGAAAUGGGCGGAGCUCGUCGGCUGUCUCAGGAAUCGAGGGCUUCGGACCGCGACAGUGGCGUCGGCGCUGAAUCAAACGCGUCGUCCCGCAUUGGCUCAGUAGAAGGGCGAGCGGAUGCGGACGCGGAAGCGGACGUUGUAGCGGAAGCGGGAGCGACGGCGGUCUACGCUUGGGCUCUGGAGGAAUGCGUUCUGUUCGCGUGCUCGGGAAUCGAACCCGCGUGCCCGGUGCAUGGAGACGUGGCUCUAAGGGAGUUAGCUCCUGACACUUUACUUUUAGACGUGGAAGAAGACAAACGCGCCCGUUGGGAAGACAUCACCCGGACCUCAGUCGCUGGCCGGGGAGCUUUCGGGACGGUCCUAGCCGGGGUUUGGACUCGAACGGGAAUGGAACCUACGGCCGUGGCUAUAAAGGCAUUACAACCCGUGCCUCCACCGCCAGGCAGCGAUAUAUCGCAGUAUCACGCUUAUAAGGCGGCAGCAUCGCGUUGGUCCCGCGAGCCGAUAACUGGCGCCUGCCGCGCGUACUGCGGCCUCCGCCAGGAGCUGAGCGUGAUGCAUCAGCUCCGUCACCCGCACGUGCUGCCCCUGCUGGCCGUGUGCUGCCGCCCCCUGGCGCUGCUCACGCCGCACGCGCGCCCGGGUGCCCUAGAUGGCGUCCUUCGUCAAUACCGCGGCUGCGGCGCGCGAGUGAGCGAGAGAGUCGUUCGCGCUCUCGCUCUACAGCUCGCUAAAGCGCUGGAAUACUUGCACGCCGCUAGGAUUCUAUACAGAGAUCUUAAGUCUGAAAACGUUUUGGUGUGGUCAAUGCCGGAACCUCAGGACGCGGCCGCGGCUGAGCUGAGACCGACGCCUAUAAACGUUCACGUGAAAUUAGGAGACUACGGCAUCAGCCGGCUAGCGCCGCCGUCCGGCACGAAGGGCUUCGGCGGCACGGAGGGUUUCAUGGCGCCAGAGAUCAUGAGAUACAACGGCGAGGAGGAAUACAAUGAGAAGGUGGACUGUUUCUCAUACGGCAUGGUGUUGUAUGAGAUCAUAUCUCUACGGCAACCGUUCGAAGGACACGAGGCGGUUAAAGAGGCCGUGCUAGAAGGAGCUAGACCCGCACUAACUAAUAGGGAACUGUCGUAUCCCUGCAACAUAGUCCAAACGAUGCGUCGUUGCUGGAGCGGUAGGCCUGAACUGCGUCCCACAGGCGCAGCUCUGGCAGCUAUAUCUGCGGCCCCGGAAUUCCCUGCCUUGGUCACUGCUGCCAUGUAUACGGGGCCAGAGCCCAGUGCUGCUGCAGCUGUGCCUAUUGUUACUGAGUCUGGUGGAGGAGGAUGGGAAGUCUGGCUAGGUGGAACCCCAGGACGAGCUCGUUCCAUAGUGCUGGAGUCUAACAGGUGCAGCGAGCAACACACGCUGCCCUUACAAUCUGACAAGUCUCCCAAUGGCGAGCCAGUAUGUGUCACCGCCAUAUGCCGAGUGGGGAGCAAGCUGUGGCUAGGAGACAGCGCUGGAAGAGUCUCGGCAUACAGUGCAUCUUCUUGCUCCUUGCUAUGGGGUAUGUGCGUAUGUGAUGUGGUGGGAGGAUCUCCCUCCCCCGUGGUAGCGUUACUGCCGCUGCAACGAUUGCAAAGGGUCGCGCUAGCUCUGGAAUGUGGCAGAUUAUUCUUGGUGACUUCCCACCGGCCGGGUGCUGAAGGGGGCUUCGUAUUAUCCGAGUUGGGUGCCGCCACCAGCCUCGCCUGCCUCGCUGCCGUAUCUACGCCGCAAGGUUGCGACGUGUGGGCGGGCGGCGACGGCCUACACGCAUACUCCAUUUGGGCGGGCGGGGUCCGAGCCGCCCAUACCGUCGAUGUGUCUGCCCGCCCUACCUUACUGGCUGCUCACCGCCGUCAGCCUUACGUCUAUGGAUAUACGAGCCCUGGCGUGACAGUGUACCAGUGGUCUGCGGUGUCACGUGAAAUAACUGCUCGCUUGGACUGCAGCAAGUUGGCCCCUUGCUCUGAAAGUCUUCAUUCAAUGCCGGAACUUAGAGAUAACAAUCAAUGCGAGGUUUUAUCUCUAUGCGUUUGUGGGUCGCGUGUGUUCGUGGGAACCGGCGCGGGAGAACUGAUAGUGGCAGAUGCUGCUACACUGCGACCUCUCACUGUCUGUAGAGUCUACGAGAGACGGAUAACGUGCAUAGUCCCGUUGUCCCCGCACGAGGGGGCACCCGGGCCGCCCAUGAUCCUCACGGUGGGGGACACUUACCGCCCCCUACUCGACAGGUUCGCGCCCAUCAACACCCAGCAACAGAACAACACUAGUAACUACAGCGGCCCGUACUGCCUUCUGUGGAGAGCUCAUCACUGGUUACCUGACUAAACAUAUACAUUUAUUGAUAAUUACUCAUAAUAUGUUUGAAACUACACAUAGUAUGUAACACAGAACAUAGAAAGGGUCUCCCCCACUACACUUUUACCUAAUAGGUAACAGCCAAUCAAACGACCGGACAACAAGCAAUCGAACCAAUCAGCGUAAAGAACGCAAUCAGAACCAAGUUUUGGUCAAGUUAUGAGCAUUUGCUCAGAUAUAACUGUGGCGCGCCUGCCCCGCCCACAAGGCCCUUCUAAUCUCUUUCUGUGUUCUGUGGUAUAUAAUGACGCAUGACGUCACAAGCUCCCAAACAUUGACGCGCUGUAUCUUUGUAAUUUUUUGGUUGAACGACAACCAAAAAAAAUUUUAACGAAAAUAUAAGUGUUGAUAAUUUUUUGGUAAUCUUACUGAUGAACUUAAUGGAAUUUUAUAUUGAACCCCGACAUUAUGCCUAUUAUUAUAACCAAUGCUUAAAAUAAAACAUACACAUAGUAUGUUUCGAACUUGUCUAAUGUUGAACAAUGGUAUUUACUCUUGAAAAAACGAUUAAUACGUAGGAAGGCGACAGGGGAAGAUCUUUCCCCGAGCUGAUGUUAGAUCGGGGACCACGGCCGAACUGAUGUUGGUCGAGCAUUGCCUAUAUGGACUGUUAGCUUCCGAAUUUCACUUGCGCGAUGCAGGCUUCCAUACUUUGUGAAUUAUGGCGUCAUGUUAUGUCACUCUGGCUGAAAGUUUGGUGCAACAGGUCAUUUCAAAUUACGUACUGUAAUUAUUUUAUUUUUUACUUAGAAUUUGCAUUGUCUUAUGUCUGUCUGAAAUCUUAUGAAAUGUUCAUGAUAUUGUGAAUCAUAAUAACGAAAUGUGAUAAGUUUUUAUUGUUUCCUUUGUGUUGUGAAGUAUUAUUUAUUCAUUUUAAUAUUUUAAGGGUACGUAGAUCUUUUCUAGAACUUUUUUUUUGUUUUUAAUUCCAUUUAAAGUUGUGAGUUUAUUUAUUAAUUAAUCGUAUUGUUUUUCCGACAUCGUAUUUUAAAGUUUUGACUGUGCAUUGUAAAUGUUAAUAGCAACUUUGACAAGGUUCAUCGGUGGGUGGGUAGACCUUAAAAUUAACAUCUUAAUCUAUUCCACUCUUCGAAAAGCGGUAAAAUGUUUUACCGCACGCUCUGUUGCAUAGCCCGUAAUUUAGAAUUUUCUUAGAUGCAUUUUUGAGCAAAUGUGUUGCGUGCGGUUAAACGUUUUACCGCACGCUUCGUUGUAUAGCUGGUAAUUUUGAAUUUUGGUAAAUGCAUUUUUUGGGCGUAUGUGUUAAAAUUGAAUUUGUCAAUUCCCUACGGGACUUUAUUUUUCAUCCAACGUACUUUUCUAUUUGCUAAUAUGUGUGAUUUUAAGUACCGUAGAAAGAUAUAAUUUUAAACUUACAAUAAUUUAUUAUAUUAUUUACGGGAUUACUUCCAUCCAUGCACCUUGUUUUU
Chilo suppressalis (striped riceborer) is the source of this 9318-nucleotide messenger RNA. NCBI's taxonomy places the organism in Eukaryota, Metazoa, Arthropoda, Insecta, Lepidoptera, Crambidae. The record is from the annotation of a GenBank genome assembly.